Molecule: messenger RNA, 1089 nt
Organism: Myotis lucifugus (little brown bat)
Lineage: Eukaryota; Metazoa; Chordata; Mammalia; Chiroptera; Vespertilionidae
Gene: CCNQ
Product: cyclin Q
Exons: 5
Coding region: 54-638 (194 amino acids)
Biological process (GO): regulation of transcription by RNA polymerase II
Cellular component (GO): nucleus
Molecular function (GO): cyclin-dependent protein serine/threonine kinase regulator activity
Source: RefSeq, a predicted model, not a curated record
GGGGUGGACCCGCCACCCCAGGCGAGGUGCACUUCCGUGUGACAAGGUUCAUCAUGGAGGCAGGUGUCAAGCUAGGGAUGCAGUCCAUUCCCGUCGCCACCGCCUGUGCCAUUUACCAUAAGUUCUUCUGCGAGAUCAACGUGGACGCCUAUGACCCCUACUUGGUCGCCAUGUCUGCCCUUUACUUGGCUGGCAAAGUGGAAGAACAGCCCCUGCGAACGCGUGACAUCAUCAACGUGUCCAACAGGUACUUCCACCCGGGCAGCGAGCCCUUGGAACUGGACUCCGGAUUCUGGGUGAUCCGGGACAGCAUUGUGCAGUGCGAGCUCCUUGUGCUGCGGGUACUGCGCUUCCAAGUCUCCUUUCAGCACCCACACAAGUACCUGCUCCACUACCUGAUUUCUCUCAAGAACUGGCUGAAUCGUUACAGCUGGCAACGGACCCCCAUCUCCGUCACUGCCUGGGCCCUGCUGCGGGACAGCUACCACGGGGGGCUGUGCCUCCGGUUCCAGGCUCAGCACAUAGCGGUGGCGGUGCUCCACCUGGCCCUGCAGGUCUAUGGGGUCGAGGUGCCCGCCGAGGCCGAGGCCGAGAAGCCAUGGUGGCAGAUUUAUACCAUGGACACAGAGAUCCCCUAAGGCCCUGGUCCAGGCCUGCCCAAAGAGAAGCCUGGGACGCUCGGCUGCCAGGGGACGGCGCCACCACAUCGCCGUGACGGCCGGUCCCCAGAGGACUGGCUGGGAGGACUGGUUUUGUGCUGCUGGAGAAGGGCCGGUGAAGGCGAUGACAUGCUGCCACUUUGAUUCUCAGGCUUUGACUGUCCCCGGCAGCCAUGGUCCAGAUGGUGACGGGAGCUGCACCUCCCGCGGGCAGGAGCGUGCUGUGGGCGGCUCUGAGGCGUCCGGGUCUGCUUUUGUCCUUUGAAAGGACAGAGACUACAGUCGAGGUUUGGGAUCAGUGGAAGGAAAAUCAAAGAACGUAUGGGACUGUACCCCAGGGGAUUUUUUUAAAGGCCAGAUUUAUAGAAAGUAUGAAUGAAUUAACAUAGAGGAAAUUUUAUUUUGUUUAAUAAAAGAUAUUACAAAGCCA